AUGCAGUUAUUUUUCGUGGUUAUAUGUCUUUCUUUCUUCCCCUUCCCCUCUGGCUUUGGUGCUGCUCCAGGGGAGCGCCUGGCGAGCUUGGUGGACCCCGCGCUGAGCCCCUGCGACAACUUCUACGACUACACGUGCGCCACCUGGGCCGAGGAACAUCCAGUACCCAGGGGUGCCGACCGAGUCUCUUACCGCUCCAGCCUGGUCGACUAUGUCGAGAAGAGGCUCGACGAGAUCGUACGAGCCGAACUGCGGAAGGUGCUGUCGAUGCCCCUGGCUUUCAACUUCUUGUCGAGCCACGUCAAGGCCAUCCUCAUGAGGAACGCCUGCAUGGAAGUCGAACGGCUCAACGACCGCGGCUUGAGCCCUCUUCGGGAAGUGCUUCAGACGCUGCACCUCCCCGAGUGGCCCACGGUCAAGAUCGAGUUCGACGGCUCGCAGAUUGAGGACGUGGCCGGGGCCUUGGGCUCGCGCCUGGGGCUCUUCCCCCUGGCGUCCGUCGACGUGGUCAGGGACCCCGAGAGACCCGACAAAUUCCUGAUUGCGCUGGACGACCCUUCACGGGAAGUGUUCCGGAGGGGCGCCUUCCUGAGGAAUGAGCGAGAGGCGCUCGAAUAUGAAUCCCUGGUGCGGAAGGCCUUCGACAAACUGGGCAACCCGGCUCUGUCAGACCUCCUCGGAUCCGCGGUCCUGGGACUCGAGGACGAAAUCUCGCAGGCGUUAGGACCUACGAUGCAACCCGAAGACAGGGUCAAUCUUUUUGGGAAAAUGUCUGUUGCGGACCUGCCAACGUGUAGCAAGUUCCGCUGGCUCAAAUUUCUGAACCGAACGAUGGAGAAGGUGAGGCCCGUGCACCGGGACAACAAUGUCCUGGUACGGAACCUGCCUUACCUGAAGAAGCUCGUCGAGAUCUUGGAAGGUCGCCAAAGGCGUACCAUCAUCAACUACCUGGGCCUGAAGGCGUUGCUGGUGUUCUCUCCUCUGCUGCCUACCAACACCGAGGGCGCCAUCGCCGGCCUGUACGGCAGGCUGCUCACGGGCAGGGCGCCGCAGCAGCUGCCUCGCUGGAGGUUGUGCCUCAGGGCAGCAGAGGACGCCAUGCCCUUCGCCUUCCUCAGCAUGUACCACAACGUCUUCGUCAAGGAGCACAACGUCCUGCAGUUGCGGGCUUCGUUGAGCAAGAUGAAGGACCUCUUGGGAGCUUCCUUGGAAGAUAUCACCUGGCUGAGCUCUAGGGACACCCCGAAAGCAUUAGACAAGCUGAAACGGGUGGACUUCGUCGAAUUCUUUCCUGGGUGGGUAAUGAGCGAAGAAGAGCGGAAUGUCUUCUACGAAUCGGUACGAGACGUUCCCGUGGGCAACCUACUGAGAAGCGUGAUGAGUGCCAAGACCGCUCACAUCGACAAUCGUUUCCGUCGCCUUCUCUAUAACCCCAAGCACGUCGGGUGGUUCGGGUCGGUGUUCGAUGUCCACGUGACCUAUGACCCGCAGAACAACACAUUGUACGUCCCGAUGGCAAUGUUUGCUGAACCCAUGGGCUUCGACAGCACCGAGACUCCACUGUACAUUCCUCGCGUGCUGGCCGACAUGGCGCACAAGCUGAUGGGCGUUGUCACCGGCCUGGGUUCGCUGUACGACGGGAACAACGGCGUCGGGAGCUGGUGGACCUUGGGCACGGCCGACGUCUACUCCAACUAUAGUCGCUGUCUCUCGCGGCAGUACAACGCAUCACUGGAUUUCGGCAAAGCCGCCAAGCACUACAGCGCCAAGACGGUGGAAUCCAACGUGAGGGAUAAUGCAGCCCUUCCUUUCCUCCAAAAGAUGUUCACUCAGCAUCUCAGGGAGAGGGGCAUCAAGGGAAACUUCAUGCUGCCCAAUCUGGCCAAUGUUACCAAGAUGCAGCUCUUCUACAUAGCCUUUGCCAUGGGGUUUUGCGAAAACUCCAUUGACGGCUUCGUUCAAACUCACAUCAAAACGUCAACGGAAGCCCUAGCCAGGCACAGGGUGAACAUUCCGCUCUGGAACAUCGACGGGUUCGGCGACGCCUUCCGCUGCAUAAAAGGAUCCGCCAUGAACCCGCGCCAGAAGUGCAAGUUCUGGAGGUUUCAAUAA
Molecule: messenger RNA, 2112 nt
Organism: Ixodes scapularis (black-legged tick)
Lineage: Eukaryota; Metazoa; Arthropoda; Arachnida; Ixodida; Ixodidae
Product: neprilysin-1
Exons: 18
Coding region: 1-2112 (703 amino acids)
Biological process (GO): protein processing
Cellular component (GO): plasma membrane
Molecular function (GO): metalloendopeptidase activity
Source: RefSeq, a predicted model, not a curated record